Xenopus tropicalis (tropical clawed frog) is the source of this 2107-nucleotide messenger RNA. It is a transcript of the gene optc, whose product is annotated as opticin. The transcript is spliced from 7 exons. Bases 165 to 1133 code for a protein of 322 amino acids. Lineage: Eukaryota; Metazoa; Chordata; Amphibia; Anura; Pipidae. Gene Ontology annotation, cellular component: gel phase of interstitial matrix. The record is from RefSeq and is a predicted model, not a curated record.
CAGACCUGAUUGGUCUUCUGGCCACCUCCUGUCUGUUUUUCUCCUUUACAGGUUGCACUCCAGUGUGUGCCUUAAGGACUAAAGUUUAAAUUUGUGCCAGCUAACUCUAAGGUAAGGGACUAAGGGCAUUAUAGAAAAAAACUUCUCAUUGGGAACAAAUCAACAUGAGGUACCUCUCUCUUGCUUUGUGUGUCUCGGCUAUUGCCAUCACCUCAGCUCCUCCAUCACCUGAGGCUGGCAGAAACAAGAAGGAAACAAGCAGAAGUGGAAAAAACAUAAAGCUGGAUGACUACAAUAUCAAUUAUGAGGAAUCUAUUGAUACAGGAAAAUAUGUAGAUCUUUAUGAUUAUUAUGAACAUGAACCCAAGACUGAAGUUCAUACACUGACUCCACUGAACGAAAAGUCUGGCCUACUGACAAACCAGGGGACUGAAAAACCCAUUACACUACCCGGUACUCCAAAGCCAUCACAAAAUAGUCUGUUUGGAUCCAUGACUGAACAGGGUCUCCCUAUCUGCCUGGUUUGUGUCUGCAUUGGAACUUCAGUGUACUGUGAUGAUGUGGACCUGACAGCUAUCCCCCCUCUACCCAAAGAUACUGCUUACUUUUAUGCACGAUUUAACAGAAUCACUAGAAUAAACAACAAGGACUUUAAAGGGCUCAACAAACUGAAACGAGUGGAUCUCUCCAGUAAUUUUCUAUCUAAUAUUGAUGAUGAUGCCAUUCAUUUGCUGCCAUCUCUCCAAGAGCUCAUCCUCUCUGAGAAUCAACUAAAGGCACUGCCUGAGCUACCUUCAAGCCUUAUUCUCUUAGAUGCUCAGUAUAAUCAGCUGCAAAGUUCUGGGAUCCAGACAGAUGUAUUUAAGGAUCUUACCAAUUUGGAGUACUUGUAUCUCUCAAACAACAAACUGGACUACAUUCCAGUACCACUCCCUUACAGUCUGCGGUCCCUUCACCUGAAGAAUAACAACAUUCAAACCAUGAACCUUGAAACCUUCUGCGAAAGUAGAGACCCCACAUUUAUAAGAAGGAACCUGGAGGAUAUCCGAGUGGAUGAAAAUCCCAUCAAUCUCAGCAAAUUUGUAAAUGGCUACUUCUGUCUUGUCCGACUUCCUACUGGUUCCUACUACUGAACUAGGCAGCUCUAUAUACAUAUAUAUACAGUAUAUACAUAUAUAUAUAUACAUCCUUGAGAAAGGUCCUAAUGAGGACCGAAACGUCGGUUUUUAAAAACAAUAUGUUUUCAAUAGAUUUUUGACAAAGUAUUAAAGGGUGUGCCGGCUACGGACAAUUGUUUUUUAUAUACAUAUAUAUAUAUAUAAUUUUUUUUUUUUUUUUUUAUUUAUUUUUUUUUUUUUAGCAUUAUUAUUAUUUAUAAUUAUUAUUAAUGUUCCUGAAAAGGAGGCCUUAUUUUAGCUAAUGAAAAAGGGGAAUUUCUAGCUUUAAAGCUUAACAUAAACUAAAAUGAUUGCUACAAUUAAAAAUAAAAGCAAGGUGUUAAAUACACACAUUAUGUUGAAUAUUUAUUGACAUUAUGUACUAGAAGAGAUAUAAUGUCAUCUAUGUAAGCACAUCAGCAGCUCAAUUGUGAGGCACAGAAUGGAAAGUGAAAAAGCCAUGCAUAACCAAAUACAAAAUUUAGAAACAAAUCACCCUAUAAAUACUUAUCAGCACAUUUAUAGCAGCCACACACAGCAUGGCACAAACAGCAUACACACUUCAUAGCACACAAUUAGCUCCCCCCUCCUCUUUGGUGUGAAGGUGACUUUCAGGCAGGAUCUCACAUAUUGAUCAGUCUGAAUGCUCUGCCCAGGGGCAGAGAGACUGCUCAAAAAAGGGGCAGGCCUUAAAACGAAAAGACUGCUCAGGAGAGAAUCUGUAUAAAAUGUGCUUUAAAAAAACAUAAUAAAGCAAAGGAGACUGCAUAUUCUGAAGGGGGUUUUUAGGACAUAUUCUUCCUUGAUAAAGCUAAUAUAGACUAAUAUAAGAGACUGUUAACAAUGAUUUAAUCUUCCUCUUCUGUAGAUAUUUUUAAGAUAGAGACAUCUUCUCUGCUAAUACUAAUUGCUUGGCAGACUUCUGUUAACAAAAUAAAAAAUAAAAUUUU